AGAAGGCGAAAAUUUCCGUCGAACAGUUUCAUUAACUGCUUCCCGGAAGGCAUUUUCCGACCGUAUUGUCAGACAGCUUGUACCGUUAGAUCAUGUGGUUUGAAGCUAAGCUAUAUCGAGUACAUGCUUGAUCGAUAUUUUCAGGUUCUCCUGUUCGUCAUACAUCAAACAAUCAGUGAUACGCAACCCAGCGUCUUGCUUCCUUAUUUGAACAUUAACGGUCCUGUUCAUCAAAAGAGCCUUGUGAACGAGACCGUCAGAUUGCGCUGUCACGUGACUGUACUGAUGUCUAAUCACUCAUCAGCUGUAUUUACUCCAAAGCUCGAUUUUCAAAACCAAACCCCUACGAAGUGGUACGCCAUUACACCAGACAGCUUGAAUCCAACCGUCAAACUUUCGGUCCAGUGGAUUAAGGACGGUUUUGGCUACGAUGCAGAUGCCCUGUUGCAUACAUUUGGAGGGCGUUACAGAAUGUUGGGAUCUUCAACGAAAGGUGACUUCACGCUCACAAUCAAUGAAUUAACAUUUGAGGACGAAGGAGAGUAUGCAUGUCAAGCCAGUUUGGUACUUCAAAACCCUAAGCUCUGGUCCUCGGAUAGGACGGAACAAGACCCUCAAAAACGUACACCAGACAACGACACUCUUCGCGGUUCGACCAUCACCAUGCUUCCAAUGAGUUUGAUCAAAAGUGAAACGGCUUCCGUUAAAAUUGUA
Opisthorchis viverrini is the source of this 714-nucleotide messenger RNA. RefSeq lists its product as hypothetical. NCBI's taxonomy places the organism in Eukaryota, Metazoa, Platyhelminthes, Trematoda, Opisthorchiida, Opisthorchiidae. The annotation marks the transcript as partial. The record is from RefSeq and is a predicted model, not a curated record. The transcript has 3 exons.